Messenger RNA from Nycticebus coucang (slow loris), 3066 nucleotides. It is a transcript of the gene ZFP62, whose product is annotated as ZFP62 zinc finger protein. The transcript has 3 exons. Gene Ontology annotation, molecular function: RNA polymerase II cis-regulatory region sequence-specific DNA binding; DNA-binding transcription factor activity, RNA polymerase II-specific. Gene Ontology annotation, biological process: regulation of DNA-templated transcription. NCBI's taxonomy places the organism in Eukaryota, Metazoa, Chordata, Mammalia, Primates, Lorisidae. The coding region runs from base 241 to 3066 and encodes 941 amino acids. The record is from RefSeq and is a predicted model, not a curated record.
GUAUCUGUGGUAUUUAGUCUUACUAGCCUGAUAGACUGAUUCUAUUCAUGACUCUCUUUAAGCCAUUUCCUGCUCCUUUAGCUUCAGAAAAUCUCUUAACCUCCCUUGCAGAAUCUCCUUUGCUUCCUUCCUCCCCUAGGAUGACUAAAAAUCUCUUCUCCACUACCAGAUGGUGAAACUGCUACACAACGAGGUGUUAUUCAGUAUCUUUCUCAAGUUCAUGCAGUGUCACAUUUGAAGAUGGGCACUGAGAACAAGGAACCAACUGAAAAGUAUGAACAUGUGGGAGACACAGAAUCUAAGUGGCUCAAAGUGGAAAGUCUUCACAAGGAUCCUGUGCAGGAAUCUAAGGUUGGUGAGACAAGUGACUGGGAUAACAGAGUAGAGAAUCAAUGGGAAAAGCCUGCAGGAAACCUGAAGGAUGACAACCGUGGCAUCAGGGAAGUAGUUGGAAAAGCCAAGAACGUGGCAAACGUAAAGACGGAGCAGGGAGAUGAGGUGUGUGAGAACAGCUCACGGGUGAGCCCCAAACAGGUCACACGCCAGGCCGUCCCUACAGAGCAGAAAAGCAGUGAACAAGGCAAAUGUGUGGAGAACAUUAAUGGAAAUUCUCAACCCCGUCUGCAGGAGAAAACCCGUGCUGUUAAGAAAUCACAUAAAUGUGAUGAGUGUGGGAAAUCCUUCAAAUAUAAUUCCCGUCUUGUUCAACAUAAAAUUAUGCACACAGGCGAAAAACGCUAUGAGUGUGACGACUGUGGAGGGACCUUCCGGAGCAGCUCAAGCCUUCGGGUCCACAAGCGGAUCCAUACUGGUGAGAAGCCGUACAAGUGUGAGGAAUGUGGGAAAGCUUACAUGUCCUACUCCAGCCUUAUAAACCACAAAAGCACCCAUUCUGGGGAGAAGAACUGUAAGUGUGAUGAGUGUGGAAAAUCCUUCAACUAUAGUUCUGUUUUGGACCAGCACAAAAGGAUCCACACUGGGGAGAAGCCCUAUGAAUGUGGUGAGUGUGGGAAGGCCUUCCGGAACAGCUCUGGGCUCAGAGUCCACAAACGGAUCCACACAGGGGAGAAACCCUAUGAAUGUGACAUUUGUGGGAAAACCUUCAGUAACAGCUCUGGCCUCAGGGUCCAUAAAAGGAUCCACACUGGUGAGAAGCCUUAUGAAUGUGAUGAGUGUGGAAAGGCCUUCAUUACUUGCAGAACACUUCUCAAUCAUAAAAGUAUCCACUUUGGAGAUAAACCCUAUAAAUGUGAUGAGUGUGAGAAAUCUUUUAACUAUAGCUCUCUUCUCAUUCAGCACAAAGUCAUCCACACUGGAGAGAAACCUUACGAAUGUGAUGAAUGUGGGAAGGCUUUCAGAAACAGCUCAGGCCUCAUAGUCCAUAAACGGAUCCACACAGGAGAGAAACCUUACAAGUGCGAUGUGUGUGGCAAGGCUUUCAGCUAUAGCUCAGGCCUUGCAGUCCAUAAAAGCAUUCACCCUGGGAAGAAAGCCCAUGAAUGUAAGGAUUGUGGGAAAUCUUUUAGUUAUAACUCACUCCUUCUUCAGCAUAGAACUAUUCACACUGGAGAGAGACCUUAUGCAUGUGAUGUAUGUGGGAAAACUUUCAGAAACAAUGCAGGCCUCAAAGUUCACCGGAGGCUCCAUACUGGGGAAAAACCAUACAAGUGUGAUGUGUGUGGGAAAGCCUAUAUCUCACGCUCUAGCCUUAAAAAUCACAAAGGAAUCCAUCUUGGGGAGAAGCCCUAUAAAUGUAGCUAUUGUGAAAAAUCCUUUAACUAUAGCUCUGCUCUUGAACAGCAUAAAAGAAUUCAUACAAGGGAAAAACCCUUUGGCUGUGAUGUAUGUGGAAAAGCUUUCAGAAAUAAUUCUGGCCUUAAAGUACAUAAACGAAUCCACACUGGAGAGAGACCUUACAAAUGUGAAGAAUGUGGCAAAUCCUACAUCUCACUCUCAAGCCUUAUAAAUCAUAAGAGCAUACACCCUGGAGAGAAGCCCUUUAAGUGUGAUGAGUGUGAGAAAGCCUUCAUUACAUACCGAACUCUUUUAAACCACAAAAGAGUUCAUCUUGGAGAGAAGCCCUACAAGUGUGAUGUAUGUGAGAAAUCUUUUAAUUACACCUCACUCCUUUCUCAACACAAAAGGGUCCACACUAGAGAGAAACCCUAUGAAUGUGACAGGUGUGAGAAGGUCUUCAGAAACAACUCAAGCCUUAAAGUUCAUAAAAGAAUCCAUACUGGUGAGAAGCCCUAUGAAUGUGACGUGUGUGGGAAAGCUUAUAUCUCGCAUUCAAGCCUUAUUAACCAUAAAAGUACCCACCCUGGCAAGACACCCUAUACGUGUGAUGAAUGUGGAAAAGCUUUUUUCUCAAGCAGAACUCUUAUAAGCCAUAAAAGAGUCCAUCUUGGGGAGAAACCUUUCAAGUGUGUUGAAUGUGGGAAAUCUUUCAGUUACAGCUCUCUCCUUUCACAACACAAGAGGAUCCACACGGGGGAGAAACCCUAUGUCUGUGACAGGUGUGGAAAGGCGUUCAGGAACAGCUCAGGCCUCACAGUGCAUAGAAGGACCCACACAGGUGAGAAACCCUAUGAAUGCGAUGAGUGUGGGAAGGCCUACAUCUCACACUCGAGUCUUAGCAACCACAAAAGCGUCCACCGUGGGAAGCAGCCCUAUAAUUGUGAGUGUGGGAAAUCCUUCAAUUAUAGAUCGGUCCUUGACCAACAUAAAAGGAUCCACACUGGAAAGAAGCCAUACCGAUGUAUUGAGUGUGGUAAGGCUUUUAAUAUCAGAUCAAAUCUCACCAAGCAUAAAAGAACCCAUACUGGAGAGGCGUUUGUACAUGUGACAAAUGUGGGAAGUCACAGUGGGACAUCCCAGAGGACCUGUGAGGGAGGGAAUGCUCUGGAUGGGACCAGGAUGAGGAUGCCUCUGUGGCAGGCUGAGUUUACCUGUGAGGGAGGGAAUGCUCUGGAUGGGACCAGGAUGAGGAUGCCUCUGUGGCAGACUGAGUUUACCUGUGAGGGAGGGAAUGCUCUGGAUGGGACCAGGAUGAGGAUGCCUCUGUAG